CUGUACUGUUUCUACUGAGAGGACGUCUUUAUCUGUCCUGUUUCUACUGAGAGGACGUCUUUAUCUGUCCUGUUUCUACUGAGAGGACGUCUUUAUCUUUCCUGUUUCUGUUUAGCGGACGCCUUUACAUUGUAGCGUGCCUGGAUAAGUAGACAAGUUGGUCCUCGACUAAAGACUCGAACCCUUUAGUCGACCGCUUAACGUUGUCGCUUGCGGAGCGGGAGCCACGGGUUCGCUUCCCGGCUGCGGCGGUUCCCCGACUGCCCCCUUAAUUCGUUGCAAUGUUUUCUAUUUCUAUUUAGCGGACGCUUUUAUGUUUCUAUUUCUAUUUAGCGGACGCGUUUCUAUUUCUAUUUAGCGGACGCUUUUAUGUUUCUAUUUCUAUUUAACGGACGCUUUUAUGUUUCUAUUUCUAUUUAGCGGACGCGUUUCUAUUUCUAUUUAGCGGACGCUUUUAUGUUUCUAUUUCUAUUUAGCGGACGCUUUUAUGUUUCUAUUUCUAUUUAGCGGACGCGUUUCUAUUUCUAUUUAGCGGACGCUUUUAUGUUUCUAUUUCUAUUUAGCGGACGCUUUUAUCCACCAAAGCGACGUACUAAGGGGGGUCAACAGAACACAGGCCGGUACCGAUAGUAACCCGCCGGUCCGGGCUGAGCAGGAAGGGCGGUUGAGGUGACUGAGCAGCGGGUCCUCCGUGGCCGUGUAAAGGAGAAGCCGGGGUGACAUGGCGGCCACCGCCUUUAACAACACGCCUGCGUUUUAACCUUCAGUGGCAAUUUCACUCAAACGUUUCCCGACUUGAGUUACGUCACUAUGCCCGACGAGCUGACGUGUGCAACUAUGCAGCAUGACACCGAGGAGCGGAAGAGGAACCGGGGAGCCAAGAGCUUUGGAAACAUCUCCUGGGAGCCCUAAGGGCGGCUGCUGGCAUCCCGCAGCGUCCUGAUGCCAAACAAUGCUUAUUUCCUGCUGCUUGGCUGGACCGGACCGGACCGGACCGGACCAGCGGGCCGGCGCUGCAGACGCGAAUGUGGCGGACUGACUGAGUGGUCAUGUUUGACAUGAUUGGGCCGCUGGAUCAGGUGACCGACGACGUCACUGACGUUACACGAUUGGUCGGCUGGACGGCUGGCUGGAGUGGCUGUUUGGAGGGGGCGUGGCCUGCUGGUGUAACGGAGACUGCAGCGGUUGGUCGGCAGUUCAACUACACAGCUGAGGAGUACCAGGCAGUUCAGCGGGCUCUGCGGCAGAAGCUGGGACCAGAGUACAUCAGUACCAGAGUAGCUGGUGGGGGGCAAAAGGUGUGUUAUGUUGAAGGGCAUCGCGUCAUCAGCUUGGCCAACGAGAUGUUCGGGUACAACGGCUGGUCUCACUCCAUAUCCCAACAGAAUGUCGACUUUGUGGACCUCAUCAACGGGAAGUUCUACGUUGGAGUCAGUGCAUUUGUCAAAGUGGAAUUGAAGGACGGAUCGUACCAUGAAGAUGUGGGCUAUGGAGUGAGCGAAGGGUUGAAGUCCAAAGCACUGUCACUAGAGAAGGCGAGGAAGGAGGCGGUCACCGAUGGGAUGAAGAGAGCCCUGAAAUGUUUUGGCAACGCCCUUGGAAACUGCAUCCUGAAUAAGGAGUAUCUCAUCGCCAUAAACAAGAUCCCCAAACAGCCUACGCCUCCUCUCAACCCAGCUGAGACCAAGCGCUCUGACACCGAGCCCUUGGUGGAGAAGGCGCGGUUCUCCAGCCUGGUCCAGGAGGAAAAAUCAUCAUCAGCGGUGAGAUCGGUAAAGACCCCUCUGGAGCCCAAAGUCCUUAACCGAGACCGAAACCAUUCAGGGGCUCGGGGGAGCGGGACAGAAGCCAGAUCACCUCUCCCUCGCUCGCCUGACGUCAGCCCCGUACCUGCAUUUUCACAUUCAGCAGCUGAAGCUGAUGUGAAGAGUGAGAACAACGCCGGUGUCAGGCUGGCGGCCAACUCUGGGGACGUUGUCCUACCUGAAACACACACAGACCCCAAACAGCUGAGGAAACUCAGGCAACAACAGCUCCAACAGAAGUUUAGGCAAGAGAUGGAGGCCAAGAAGCUGCACCAGGAACAGGGUCUGGAUCAGGGCCAGUUUAAGUUUCAGGAUACCGAGACAACUAUUCGACCAGCAUCCGUCGGAGGUCAUAUCAGCUCCCCACGCCGGCUGGAUGUACCCACACUGAACCACAGCACCCCUCACAGACACAGAGAGCCCAGCAGCAAGGACGAGUGUGUUGCAGAUGAUCCUGAGCUUUGGGAUUUCUCCCUGGACGCGAUUGAAGGGUUGGACGGCCUUGGAGGUCAGCCAUCAAGAGGUGCCAGGCCCCAACCGCCCGGGCCUCACCAGAUGCAGACGCGCAGCAUGACCCCUCAGAGAGGCCCGCCGCUCACCCCGAGAGCCCCAGACAGGCCUGAGCACCAAGCCAGCCCGCAUGAUGGAACACAGGGAGACCACACCAAGCACAGAAUUCAGCACCAGAAUCAGGCGAGGCCAGGUCACAUCUCGAGUCCGUAUAGACAAGGGCAGUACAUGAAGAAACGGAAACUGGACAGCUGAAAUUUAAGGAUUUUAUCUUCUACUUCAAAGCUAGUUUUAUGAACUCGGGUUUAUGCUUGGAGUUUUAUGGACGCUGUGAUUUUGAAAAUGUGUUUCUAUUUAUUGUGCGUACCUUCGUGUUGAUAUUGUAGUUGCUGACAUUGCUUUUAUGGAUCAGUUUUGUAAAAAUGCUAGAACGUCUGCUUUUGUAAAAAAUAAAUUACC
Messenger RNA from Lampris incognitus (smalleye Pacific opah), 2774 nucleotides. It is a transcript of the gene rad52, whose product is annotated as RAD52 homolog, DNA repair protein. Lineage: Eukaryota; Metazoa; Chordata; Actinopteri; Lampriformes; Lampridae. The record is from RefSeq and is a predicted model, not a curated record. Bases 1050 to 2570 code for a protein of 506 amino acids. Gene Ontology annotation, biological process: mitotic recombination; DNA recombinase assembly; double-strand break repair via homologous recombination. The transcript has 12 exons. Gene Ontology annotation, cellular component: nucleus.